GUCGCUAUGGAAACGGCGUAGCCACAGCUCGUCUGUUGACUCUCUGCGUUAUCUGAGCUAACAGUGGCUAACAUUAGCUGUGAGUAAAUUGAGCUGAAGUCGCACUCUCCUCCUCCAUCGAGCACAGACCCCGAGGAAACCUGCUUCAGGACCGUCCAGCUCGUGUCCCAGCAGAGUCUUAUGAGGUCAGGAUGUCCAGUGAUCUCGCUGGUGUGUGGGAGGUGGCGCUGAGCGACGGGGUCCACAGGAUAGAGUUCGAACAUGGCACGACCACCGGGAAGAGGGUCAUCUACGUUGAUGGACAGGAGAUCCUGAGACGGGACUGGAUGUUCAAGCUGGUGGGCAAGGAGACGUUCAGCGUGGGAAAAUCAGACACCAAAGCCACCAUCAACAUCGAUGCGGUCAGCGGGUUCGCCUACGAGUACACCCUGGAGAUCAACGGCAAGAGCUUGAAGAAGUACAUGGAGAACAGGUCAAAGGUCACCAGCACCUGGGUGCUCAACCUGGAUGGCACUGACUGCAGGGUGGUCCUGGAGAAAGACACUAUGGACGUUUGGUGCAAUGGACAAAAUAUUGAAACUGCAGGCGAGUUUGUGGACGAUGGCACGGAGACGCAUUUCACACUCGGGGACCACAACUGCUGUGUGAAGGCCGUGAGCAGCGGCAAGAGAAGAGACGGGAUCAUUCACACGCUGCUCGUGGACGGCACAGAGAUAGCGGAGUGCACGGAGUGACAGUGUGUGCGUCUACGUUUUGGGGCGAAGGCCAGGUCCGGUUUGUAUGUGUGACAAUGGGGGGGGGGGCAUGAGGAUUGUCACUUAAAGCUGUUGGAGUCGGGGACCAGCGGACAGACGUAUGUGCUCCUAUGUUUUGAUGACCGCGAUGUGGAGGGUAUUUUAGCCAUAUUGGUAGGAUGCUAAUAAUCUGGUGACAGACAGGGCAGUGUGUGGGCAGAUUUAGAAGAUGCAGCCAUUUCAAUCACAAAAAGGGAUUUACUGUCUCAGAAAGGUAACCUCACACAGAAAAACGUUUUAGAGAAGUAAACUGGUACUUUAUAUUCAUAUCAAUACUACCAAUUUAGUAAUAUCAAUAGUGGAGGCCAGAUGUGCCAUAUUUAUCUCACUGAAGUUUUCCUCUGGUCGUUUACAGAUGUACUGUUCCAGUUGUCAUUUUGUAGGAAACACACACAAACACCAAAUAACCUGAGCCGGUGAACCCCAGACUCCACCGGGGGCCUGUACUACGAAGCAGGAUUUGCAAGAUAACUGAGUUUUCAGUACUACAAAGCUGGUUCACUUCUAAACAGGGUAUAUCACCAUGAUAACAUAUGCGGAACCACUCAAAUGCUCCGGAGCUGUCAAGUUCAAGAUAAGAGAUCAAAACCUGAAAGUACUGGCCACUCAGAUCCCUGGAAAGCUAGAAUUACUGCCCUGAGGUUGAGGCCACCGAGGCCUCGACCUUUGGCCACCAAAUUCGAAUCUGUUAAUCCGAGUCCAAGUGAACAUGUGUGCCAAAUUUGAAAGAAUCCCCUUGAGGUGUUCCUGAGAUAUUACAUUCACAAGGCAAAAUGUGCUGUGUGAGGAGUGAGUUGUGCCAGACGUAAUGAAAUGUCCUACGGGCAGUCCUGACAUAUCACAUUCACAGCGACCUGACUUUGAACCGUGACCUCCAGGCACCAAAAUGUAAUUCGUUCAUUUUUGAGUCCAAGUGAAUGUUUGUACCAAAUUUGCAGACAUUCCCUUGAGGCUUUCUUGAGAUAUAGCACAGACGGACGGACAGACAACCCAAAAACAUCGUGCCUCCGGCCGCUGGCUGUCGCCGGCAUGGAAGCGUAGUCAUCGCUCUACAGUGUCCUGACAGGGUCAGUAGACUUCUUAAAAGAUGACUGAAAAGGUUUCUCUGUUCCAGACUUUCCAUGUGUGUGGUUUUAAAACACAAUAUGAAUGAAUCAAACUAUUAUAGCUUCAUUUUAAUUUAACAUAACAUAAUUCCUGCCGGUGUCAGAUCAGAAAACACAAGGGGAAAUAAAAACUAAAGAUUUAAAAUGAUCCAGACAUUGCUCAUUAUUUUUCAUGAUGAGAAAUGAACAUUUGAGUCGGACUGAGCUCAUCUCACAUUAACCACUUCUCUGCUCUCCUCUUUGGAAGCAGAGACAUUCUGACAUCACAUCUUCAUAAUAACCUUAAUAAAAUCACUUUGCUUAAUUUCUCUUUAUCUUUGGAUAAAGUCAUUUCAAUCUUGAAAGUAUAUCUACAGUUUCCUUUCUUUUGCAGUCAUGAGCACAUCAUUUACAUUUCACUUAGUUGAUGCAGCUGUAACCGAUUCUACCAACAGAUAACCAGUGUUUCCUCUCGUAUCACAUUAAGUCCUUCAUUCAUGUCUCUGACAGUGUCACUCAUAAUUAACGACUCUGCCUCUGUGACAGGAACUCGCUUGUAGCCGGAUAAGUAAACUCAGGCUUAACUGAGACCGUUGAUAACCAGCGUCAUAGUACAGGAUAUCAGGAUGAUGUUAGCUUAAAUUAAGCUGGAUAACAAAAACACAUCCUGGGUAUGUUGACCUCACCUCGUACUACAGGCCCCUGUUGUCUUUUGUUGGAAACACAUAGACACAAACAAUAAACCUCAUCCUGCUCUCACUGUGCUUCAUGCCCACUUUUCUUGUAUUUUUUCAUUGAUGCACAGUAGGGUUAAGUAUCAGUGGACAAGAAUAUUUCUUGAAUGUAGCGUCAUUCCAGUGUGCACAGCCCAGGAGUGAUAUUUUGUUUCAUUCUAUGUUGAGCUGUUCAAUGGUCUCUGUUCGUUUGGUUCAGCCAAGUGAUGUUUUGCAGUAGUGUGUAAUUUAAUGGCUGUAUUAGUGUCAAAAGACAAUCAGUCCGACGUUGCAUUAUUGGCAGAAUUAUAAACAUUACAUUCUUAGAGAUGUGUGGAAUUCUGCGGUCAAAUCAUUUGUCUCUUUGUUAAUGUAAAGGCCAAAUGUUGUGUUAGACAGAGGUUGAACUCAACCUUUAGGCUUCAAAUUAAGGUUUGACCUUUUUACAGUGUAUGUUAAAUGUUUGUUUUAUUAUUUAAAUUGCACUUAAUUUGUUGUUUACUUAUAUGUUCUGUCUACUUAUACGUUUACACCGGGGGAUCAGAGAGAUUCGGCAGUUCAAUCCUGUCUAUGUCCUGUACAUAUGGCAGAAUUGACAAAGUUGACUUUGACACGUCACCAGCUCAAAGCUCCAGUAAGAGACAAAUGGAUCGUUCAUUUAUUUUUGCGUCAAACCAUUUCCAAAGUCAGAGGUGGGCUUUCAUGCUCGACACUGAUUUCUGGUACUGUGUCAUUCAGAAUAUGAGAGUUAAUUUCAUGUCUUUUAUAUGUCCUGUAUAAAGGCUUUAUGUUAAUGUGUGUAUUCCACUUUUAUUUACAGUUCCGCUACAUGUUUGUAAAAUGUAAAUUGUGUUUAAAUUCAUAUCCGUACAGCUGAGUAGGUGGUUGGCCUUGAUGAAAUGACCCUUUAAUAAAAAUGUACAUUAUUGGUAAACUAUA
Messenger RNA from Hippoglossus stenolepis (Pacific halibut), 3531 nucleotides. It is a transcript of the gene faima, whose product is annotated as Fas apoptotic inhibitory molecule a. Gene Ontology annotation, biological process: canonical NF-kappaB signal transduction; negative regulation of extrinsic apoptotic signaling pathway via death domain receptors; positive regulation of neurogenesis. The coding region runs from base 192 to 734 and encodes 180 amino acids. The record is from RefSeq and is a predicted model, not a curated record. Lineage: Eukaryota; Metazoa; Chordata; Actinopteri; Pleuronectiformes; Pleuronectidae. The transcript is spliced from 5 exons.